Spirometra erinaceieuropaei is the source of this 1116-nucleotide messenger RNA. Lineage: Eukaryota; Metazoa; Platyhelminthes; Cestoda; Diphyllobothriidea; Diphyllobothriidae. The record is from the annotation of a GenBank genome assembly.
AUGACACCUUUUGUCAUAAUAAAGAAGUGCGAAGUCGAACGUCUUCACCAGAGACUGAAUGACGUCUUCCCAGCCAUACAGUUUACCCGCGAGGAGGCAAUUGGAGACAGCUUGCCGUUUCUGGACGUGAGGAUACAGAAGUUGAGCGAUGGUAGCCUGGCAACAAGCGUCCAUAGGAAAGACUCUAACUCUGAGAUUAUCCUCAACUAUGGAAGCAACCACCCCGCAGCUCACAAAAGAAGCUGCGUCCGAACUCUGUUUAGCCGAGCCCACCGUUACUGUAACAGCAACGAUCUCCUGAACAAAGAGCUUGCUCACCUGUAUCAGUUAUUCCGCUCUAACGGAUAUCCGAUCAGUUUUGUAAAGAACUGUCUCAGGCACCAGACACAGUCGCAAGACCCCACCCCCAACGGAGAGAUUGUGACGCGAAAAUUCUACUCCUUGCCAUAUAUGCGUGGAACUUCCGAAAUAAUCGCCCGGCAGUUCAGCCGCUUGGGUAUUCACGUUGCCCACAAACCGGCAUUUUCACUACGCGCAGCACUAGCUCGAGGGAAGGAUCCCAUCCCCAAAGAGCAACAAACGAAUGUAAUUUAUCGCAUCCCGUGUGCCAAUUGUUCUUGCGUGUAUGUUGGCCAUACAGAUCGAUGUCUGGGCACCCGUAUCAACGAACACAAACUAGCUAUCCGUCGGCGAGACCCCCUGUCCCUCGUCUUUGCCCAUGCACUCGCGUACGACAACCGAUUCAAUUGGGGUAGCACUGAGGUCGUCGCCAUGGCUAACACAAAGCGAGCGAGGGAAUUUCUCGAGGCUUGGUACUCCAAUGCAGGUAGUAUCAAGCGCCACGUUGACGUAGAUGCCCAUUACGAGGGUUUACGUUCACGAAUGACUGCCCCCUGCCCUAAUCACGCAUCAACGACCGCGAAUACAGCCGCCGCAUUCCAACUGCUUCACCACCCGCCCUCCCCCUCCAGCACGGUGUGCCGUAAUUGUUCCGCCUCCUCUCCCUUCCCCGCCCCUCACUCAGUGACCUACCAUGACCUCGGGAGCCCACCCCCACUCACACUUCAGUGGUCUGUUCUGUCCUAUCACACUAACUGGUCUACUGUGACAACAUAA